CUGGCCAGGUUCUCUUAUCAUGGGAAACAAGCCUGUGAAGCAAGAACAACGAGAAGAGAUUCUCUUGAAAAUUGUGCCACCAUUGGACCAAGCUUAUGUUCGAUGGCUUGCUUGGGAUAUUGAGAGAAUUCAUGGUUUUACUCCAAGAAACCCUCGUGCAGUGAAACCCCCAGAUCAUUACAUUGAGUACAUGCGCUUGAAUGGUUGGUUGGAUGUAGACUUGGAUGAUCCAGAUCUAGCCCAUUUGUUCAAGUAAGGAGGAAUGAGGACAUAUCUCCUAUAAUCAUUGUAUUACAAUUCACCAAUCACAGUCAUAAAUUGUGUAGUAUCAGCCAGAAUAUCAUACGGAAUGCAGUGUAGGUUUAUAAUGUUGAACCCUUACAUAAUCUUUUGUUCUGAUUGGAUAAUUUCAAGGUUGUAGUAAAAAGAACUGUAAAUGAAUGCUUGGGGAGAAAUAUUUUGCCAUGUCAUAAGCUUGUGAACUAUGCUUAGAAUUGGACGGUAAAUGGAAGGGAUACAGUGGCUAUGUGAAUCAAGUUACUGUUGUAAA
Theobroma cacao (cacao) is the source of this 550-nucleotide messenger RNA. RefSeq names its product aspartyl/glutamyl-tRNA (Asn/Gln) amidotransferase subunit B. Lineage: Eukaryota; Viridiplantae; Streptophyta; Magnoliopsida; Malvales; Malvaceae. The record is from RefSeq and is a predicted model, not a curated record.